AGCAACUCUAGUCUCGGCUCAUACAUCUCACCAACAAUACCACUUCUUCAAAGCAUAACCAACGAUAUCAGCUUAAAACGACCACCCCAAACCCAUACCCGCAACCAUGAAGUUCUUCACUCUCGCCUUCGCCGCCACCGCCUCUGCCGCAGCUGUCAAGCGCUGCGGCGGAUCGGCCGGAUCAGCCCCCGUUUUCGACGUGACAGAGUUCACAGCCGGCUGCACUCCUCACUCCGUUUUGUGCCACUACUCCUUCAAGGUCGUCCGGCACAACGCGGGCGAGACCACCCCCGUCUCGUGCAGCGCCACCCAGCCCGCGUUCGGCAGCAACCAGCUGCCCAGCGUCAGCGAAGGCACCUGCGAGAACUCUUCGCGCACCUUCAAGAUCGUGCGCUCCGAGGGACCGGCCAUUGCGCUCUUCGUCUCGCAGCCCGUCUCGCCCAGCACAAACAUUACCGGCGUCCACCAGAUCAACCCCGACGAGCUCGCCUACACCAACCAGCAGGUUCCGACAGGCGUGGUUCAGACGUACAUUGGCAGCCCCAACUUUCCCCUCAAUGCUCCGGAGGUUUGAGCUUGACAUCGGCCUUAGGUGCGAUGAGCAUGAUAGUUGCUUUGCAUAUACGUUAGGAUUUAAGCGCUUCUAGGCUGUUAGCAAGUCAACAACAUACCAAGGAAGACCUUGUUAGAACUGGGUCAGUAAACGCAUAUCUCACCCUCGAAAUCACUACACGUGCUCAUUUCUUCAUAUGCGUACAGACCUUCGGCACGGGCCGUGUUUUUUGCAUCUCGUUUAUGCUUGAAGGAUAUUUGCCCGAGACUUCGGUCGUAUCUAUGUCAUUGUGCUCGAAUUUAUACAGAUUCAAUGUAAAGAAGAGCAGAAGUGGCUCGCGGACCUUUGUAAUCA
Molecule: messenger RNA, 907 nt
Organism: Microdochium trichocladiopsis
Lineage: Eukaryota; Fungi; Ascomycota; Sordariomycetes; Xylariales; Microdochiaceae
Exons: 2
Coding region: 107-574 (155 amino acids)
Source: RefSeq, a predicted model, not a curated record